UACGCUCGUUGGUCUGGUUUGGCGUGUGCCUGAUGCUGAUUAUUGACGUGCGCCACCAAACGAUUUUCUCAAAUACGUUUUCAAAGUGUUUAAGUGCAUUGCCGACGGCUACAAUUAAAGCAACGACAGUUAAGCUUAGCAUAACGAGGACGACGACGGCUGCAGCUCAAGUGACAACUGCAUCACAGCAACCAAAACAACAACUAAAACAAUUGGAAUAUCAACUACAAGAACAACAACAACAACAACAACAACAACAUCAACAAUCUGAAAAGCAAUCGCACGGCAAUUUGCCUUGCCACGGCGGCGGCGUGUUAAGCGAAAGCUACAAAAUUCUAACCGAAUUAUCGAAAACGCCCCUUAGGGCUGUCGCGCUGGCGUCAUUUCUGGGCGACGGUUUCGCCGCGCUCGGUUCAAGAACACCAUCGGUUAAGGAUCUAAUGGCGUUCGGAUCGGUUUUACAUAAUAAUCAACAUAAUAUCG
Molecule: messenger RNA, 483 nt
Organism: Rhagoletis zephyria (snowberry fruit fly)
Lineage: Eukaryota; Metazoa; Arthropoda; Insecta; Diptera; Tephritidae
Product: ras-related protein RabY-like
Source: RefSeq, a predicted model, not a curated record